CAGCAGGUAGAUGUAGUCCAUUAUUUGAUCGUCCGGACAUGAGUGAUCUGAGGAUUGUGCUGAUGGGAAAGAAUGGAUCAGAAAACAGACGAGUGGCAAACACUAUACUGGGAAGAGCAGUGUUUGACAGUGAAGCUCCAUAUUAUUUACAGCAAUCCAGUGACAGAAUCAGUGGAGAGGUGGAGGAGAGAAAGAUCACAGUCUUCAAUCCUCACCUGCUCCAGCCAAAUUUCCCACAGGGAGAGAUAAUAGAUGGAGUGAGAGAUUGUGUGUCUCUGUCUGCUCCAGGACCUCAUGUGUUUGUACUCGUACUGCAGUAUAACAACUUCACUGAGAACGACAGACACCAAGUGAAAUAUGUGCUGAACCUCUUCAGCUACCAGGCCAUGAAACACACUAUAGUGCUGACUACUGAUGAUGUGCAACACAGAUCACAAUUCACUUCGAGGAAUAACUCUGUUCAUGAUAUAAUAAAGGAGUGUGGAGGAGGAUAUCUGAGGUUUUCUACAGGAGAUGUGAAGAGAUCCAAAUUGGACAAUGGCUACAAAUGAUUUUUGGAACAAUUUACAUUUGAUUAUCAAGGUAACGUUAUGUAUAAUGAGCCAGUUGCCAUGAUAUUGAUUUUCGAAUUCAUUUACUUUUAUUGAUUAUUUUGAAAGUGGUUUAAUAAAAUCUAGCUUGUUAACUAUGUGUGUGUGUUU
This is a messenger RNA of Carassius gibelio (silver crucian carp), 701 nucleotides long. RefSeq names its product GTPase IMAP family member 5-like. The record is from RefSeq and is a predicted model, not a curated record. The transcript is spliced from 3 exons. NCBI's taxonomy places the organism in Eukaryota, Metazoa, Chordata, Actinopteri, Cypriniformes, Cyprinidae. Gene Ontology annotation, molecular function: GTP binding. Bases 39 to 551 code for a protein of 170 amino acids.